This is a messenger RNA of Miscanthus lutarioriparius, 420 nucleotides long. The record is from the annotation of a GenBank genome assembly. Lineage: Eukaryota; Viridiplantae; Streptophyta; Magnoliopsida; Poales; Poaceae.
AUGGGGAGGGACGAGCUGCUACGGCGGAGCCUCGUGGCGCUGGCGGCGGCCGUGGUGCUCACGGGGCUGGCCACGGCGUCGCUAAGCAAGGCGGCGGCCACGUACGGCUUCGGCAUCCUCGCCAUCGCCGGCGUGCUGCUCCCGGACUGGGAGUUCUUCGACCGCGACUACUCCCAGUGGCUCACCCCCAUGCCCGCCUCCCGACGCACGGCCGCGGCCGCGGCCGCCGACCGGGAGCACGACGUCUGGAAUUGGGCUGUUGGUGUUUUAAGUGGUGGAUUAGGUAAUGGGGAAAAAAUGUGGCUGCAGACCUCAUCAGAGAAGAGGCAUCAGUUAGUCCGCACUUAUUACAAGAAACCCCCAGCUCACACUCUGAGUUUUGAAAUGAAAGGUGACUGUUACUUUGGUGCUGCUGAUUGA